CCCAGGCCGGAGCGCCCGCAGACGCGGAGACGCGGCGCGGGGACCGAGAGGCGCUCGGGCUCCACAGCCUCCCUCCCCUCCCCUCCCUUCGCUGUCUUCUCCUUCUCAGCCGGACCGGAACUAUGUGAUCCCGGAAGUUCCGGGGCCAUUGCUGUGUGGGAUAAACAGUAAUGGCGGAGGCUGCGGCUCCCGGAACAACAGCCACAACAUCAGGAGCAGGAGCGGCAGCGGCGGCGGUGGCAGCGGCCUCCCUCACCCCUAUCCCCACAGUCGCUGCCCUGUCCCCGGGGGUGGGCGGCGGGGGCGGCGGCAGCGACGGCAGCGGCGGCGGCUGGACGAAACAGGUCACCUGCAGAUAUUUUAUGCAUGGGGUUUGUAAGGAAGGAGAUAACUGUCGAUACUCUCAUGACCUCUCUGACAGUCCAUAUGGUAUAGCGUGCAAGUAUUUUCAAAGAGGGUACUGUGUUUAUGGAGACCGCUGCAGAUAUGAACACAGCAAGCCACUGAAACAGGAAGAAGUGACUGCUACAGAUCUGAGUGCGAAACCACCCCUUGCCGCUUCCUCAAGUCUCUCUUCGGGAGUUGGAUCCCUUGCUGAAAUGAAUCCAGGCGAAGCUGAGUCAAGAAACCCAAACUUUGCAACUGUAGGAGCAGGUUCAGAGGACUGGGUGAAUGCCAUUGAGUUUGUCCCCGGGCAGCCCUACUGUGGCCGUACUGCCCCUUCCUGCACUGAAGUACCCCUGCAGGGCUCAGUGACCAAGGGAGAGUCAGAGAAGGAGCCGGCUGCGGUGGAGACAGAGAAGCAGCUUUGCCCCUAUGCUGCAGUGGGAGAGUGUCGCUAUGGGGAAAACUGUGUGUAUCUCCACGGAGACUCCUGUGACAUGUGUGGCCUGCAGGUCCUGCACCCAAUGGAUGCUGCCCAGAGGUCACAACACAUAAAAUCUUGCAUUGAGGCCCAUGAGAAGGACAUGGAGCUCUCUUUCGCUGUGCAGCGCAGCAAGGACAUGGUAUGUGGGAUCUGCAUGGAGGUGGUCUAUGAGAAAGCCAACCCCAGCGAGCGCCGCUUUGGGAUCCUGUCCAACUGCAACCACACCUACUGUCUCAAGUGUAUCCGCAAAUGGAGGAGUGCUAAGCAAUUUGAGAGCAAGAUCAUAAAGUCCUGCCCCGAAUGCCGGAUCACAUCUAACUUUGUCAUUCCAAGUGAGUACUGGGUGGAGGAGAAAGAAGAGAAGCAGAAACUCAUUCAGAAAUACAAGGAGGCCAUGAGCAACAAGGCGUGCAGGUAUUUUGAUGAAGGACGUGGGAGCUGCCCAUUUGGAGGGAACUGUUUUUACAAGCAUGCGUACCCUGAUGGCCGUAGAGAGGAGCCACAGAGACAGAAAGUGGGAACAUCAAGCAGAUACCGGGCCCAACGGAGGAGCCACUUCUGGGAGCUCAUUGAGGAGAGAGAGAACAACCCCUUUGACGACGAAGAGGAGGUUGUCACCUUUGAGCUGGGCGAGAUGUUGCUUAUGCUUUUGGCUGCAGGUGGGGACGACGAGCUGACAGACUCUGAGGACGAGUGGGACUUGUUUCACGAUGAGCUGGAGGAUUUUUAUGACUUGGAUCUAUAGCAGCUUUGCGUGGCGCGUGAACUGGUCUGCGGAGCCCAGACAGUGGCUGUCCCUGUGCUGUGUGGCAGUGCGUGUGGCUCUCCUAGGCAGGCCUCUCAAACUCCAGGUGCUGUCGUGAUCACUACCCAGGGCCUGCUCCUACCCCUCCCCUUUCCCUAAGAGUGUGUUGUUUUCUCUGUUUCAAAAGUUACAAAAAUAAAUCUUAAAGUUAGUUUUUUUGUAACAUGAAUUUAACUGUCAGACAGUUAGUGUAGGUUUGUUGCGCCAUCUGUUUUCAGCCAGGUUGUGUUCGUGGACUUUGCACACUCGUUUUGAGACCCCAGGUUCAAAGGAAAAAGCACUGAGUGUGCUUUGGGGUCCAAGGAUAAGGGGCAAUUGGGAAAAAAGGGACCCAAGUUGGCAAGUCGCUCUCUGCGCUAGACGUAGGAGGGCUCCUUGAGGUUUCUGUGAGAUCUGCACCUUUGUGGUUUGUAUCUGUCCCUGCCCUGUAAUCCCAUCACACGUGCUUGUCCUGUGGUUUGGGGCUCUUGUUUCAUUGCACGCAAGGAAUACUACUACUGAGUAACCAGAACCCGGUGCAAAUGUGUUGAGGUUAACCUGAGAAAAAUCUAGAAACACAUGAAGGAUGCAGUGGCGUUCUAUCAAUGCAGAGUUGGCAGUUAACUCCCAAGGAUGGAUGGACUUGGUGGUGAGCGUGAUUGAGCGUGUGAGCAGCUUCCCAUCUGCAUAGGUGCAGUAUCCUUAGCCUUAGUGGGCAGACAUGGAUUAGUGGUUUCAGCCGUGUGUGGCAGGUAGAUGGUAAAGGACCAAGCAGUGUGUCCGUAGUUGUUAACAUAGCAGUGCUAGUAGUAGCUCUGUCUGUCUGUCUGUCCGCUAGAGAAAUGGAUCAGCCAUAGAGGUUAAAUGACCUGCUUAUCAGUGCAAGCUAGGUCUUGGACACACCGUUGUAUUGAGUGUUUUAUGGUCUAGCCUUUUCAGUUGAGGCACUUUUUGGAAAAACCUUUGUCCUCGUUGGAGGGGACCUGUUGUGAGAGUCUGUGUUUGGUUUGUGGGUGUCUGCCUCAUUCCAUCCCUGAGCUUUGGAAGUAGACAGGUGGAUUCCAAACUGAGGUGUUGGUUGUACUAGAGGGGUCGUUUGCAGUAGUAAUAAACCAUUUCCCACUAAGAAAGGGAGGGUGUGGCCACCCGCAAGACAAGCAAAAGUUAAGUUGCUAGAGUUCCUUGAUGGGAAUUUCACCUUUGCAUUUUGUUGCGCUCUCUUUCCGGAAAUAACUUGAGAUGCUCGGAUUUGUCCCUCUGCCUUGCUUCCCGGAACACACCCGUUCUUUCACUUAAGAAAAACAAGUCAUCGUGGCCGAGGUCUCUGUACUUUGCAGCUGCCCUUUUGUAAGAAGCACUUUUCCCAAAUAAAACCAUUUAAAAGAAA
This is a messenger RNA of Peromyscus maniculatus bairdii (prairie deer mouse), 3039 nucleotides long. RefSeq names its product makorin ring finger protein 1 (gene Mkrn1). Lineage: Eukaryota; Metazoa; Chordata; Mammalia; Rodentia; Cricetidae. Gene Ontology annotation, biological process: protein polyubiquitination. The record is from RefSeq and is a predicted model, not a curated record. Gene Ontology annotation, molecular function: metal ion binding; ubiquitin protein ligase activity.